AAUUUUAUUCUCUCUAAAAGCAAAGCACCCAACUAUGACAAAAACAAGCUGACUUUUCUUCUCCCUUUCUGCUUCUAACCAAAGCAACCCAUCUCUGACUCUCCCUCCAACCAAACCAACCCAUCUUCUCUCUCUGCCUCUCCCUCUAUGGCCUUCUUCAAUCACAGAAAAUUGAUGUCAGAUUCUGUCAACGUAACCGAUCAGAUAGAAGAAUUACGGUGUACAGGUGCUUGCUAUCGAGCAGAAUCAGGCUAUGAAGGCUAUUAUAAUUAUUAUUGUACCCCAUUAAGAUGUCUCGCUCUGUGUUCUGAUAUCUGUCGCAGUGUCUUCCCGUCUCUAAUUCCACCACCACCACCACCAACUUCAGAUGAUAAUCCAAACAGACACCACACCCUCUCUCUCCCUCUCAUCCUCUCACUGGCCAUCCUUGCCGCCACUUUCUCUCUCUUCAUCACCUACACCUUCUACAAGUACUACACAGCUCGGAACAGCAACAGAUCAGCAGAGAGAAGAGGGAGAUCAGAUCCAGAGACGGAUCUGGAAGAGACCCACGAUCACUUUCUCGAUGAAGAUCAUGGGCCCUUCGUGGACCACCCCAUCUGGUACAUCAGGACCGUUGGUCUCCAGCCGUCGAUCAUCAAUUCAAUCACGGUCUGCAAGUACAAGAGAGGGGAUGGACUUGUGGAAGGAACAGAGUGCUCUGUUUGCUUGAGUGAGUUUGAGGAAGACGAGACCCUCAGGCUCUUGCCCAAGUGCAACCAUGCCUUCCACAUACCUUGUAUUGACACUUGGCUCGGUUCACACACCAAUUGCCCGAUGUGCCGCGCGGGAAUCGUCCGAACAGCACCGGUCACGCCCUCGCCGGAGCCUAAUCUCGACCACCCGGAGGUUUUGGAAGAAACCCAUGUGGGAAUUCCAGAGGAUGACAGUGAAUCGGUUAGGGAUAGAGAAGAUUCAACUUGUGAAUUGAGAAUUGGGAUUGGGAUUGAAGAAGAAAGUGUUGAGAAUGAGAAUUCAAAAGCAGAAGUGGGCACUAGUGAAUCUAGUGAUCGUGUGGAAGUGGAUGAUGAGGUUCAACCAAUGAGAAGAUCAGUUUCUUUGGAUUCUUCAGCAGCUGCAAUGAUCAGUUUUGCUGUAAAUAACUGUAUUCCGACACAAUCUGGUGAGAAUUCAAAUACCCAAUUGGUGAAAUUGAAAGAAUCAAACUUGGGUUUUGUUCCAAAGAGAAUUGAUGUGAAUCAGAGCUUGUUGAGAUUAGUGGGUAGUUCUUCAAUUGGGAGAUCAUUGCAAAACGGGCCUGUUUCAAUGAAGAGAUCACUGUCCUGCAGUGGGAAGGUCUUUUUGUCAAGAUUCAACCGGAGCCGGAGUCGGAGCCGGAGCCGGAACUUAGUUCUUCCUUAAUGAAGUUUUUGAUUUGAUUUUCAGGUUCUCUGAAACUCUCAACAAGCUGAGAGUUUACACUUUCCACAGGUUUCUUUUUUAAUACAUGAUAUGGUUUUAUAAUAAAGUCUUUUGAUGAUGAUGGACUGUAUGAUAAGAUAGGGAAAAAUUGGGGCUGAUCCAAAAAUAUAAAGUCUCAAUGAUGGUUUUGUCUGAAUUUGUCACAGUUUCAUGGUUUCUAAAGAGAAACAGAAAAAUUGUAAUUAACAGUUUGGUUUCUAUGAAAUGAUCCUUUAUGUUUUUUA
Molecule: messenger RNA, 1685 nt
Organism: Cornus florida
Lineage: Eukaryota; Viridiplantae; Streptophyta; Magnoliopsida; Cornales; Cornaceae
Product: E3 ubiquitin-protein ligase RING1-like
Exons: 1
Coding region: 148-1401 (417 amino acids)
Biological process (GO): protein ubiquitination
Source: RefSeq, a predicted model, not a curated record